AAAACUAAUUCUGAGCUUCUUCUUACAGAUAUGGCAGAAAGUUGUGGCAGGCCAGUGAGGGGAUAUUCUUCAGUCUCUAGCAACAACAAUGAAGGCAGAGUUCUACCUCCAGUAUUAAUUAGUACCUCUUAAAAUCUGGCAGUAUUAAAUAACCAAUCUUCACAAGCUCUUGCCAAGUAUUAACGCACAUAAAAUGGAAGUUGACAGUAUUAGAAUAUGGUGGUAGCCUGUAUUGUGUCAUAGGAGUGUUAGUAGAAGAGUACUGUGGAGGUAGUGCAGUGAUGGAGCGUCAAGUGCAGUGACUCCUUCAAUCUCUCAGCUUCAAAAGGAAACAUCAACAUCAAGUAUCAGUGAUAUCUAUAAAGACAGGGCCUCCGACCAUGGUUGUAGAUGUGUGUCGUUGGUAUGAAACAGGACUCCACGGGUCAGGUCACAUGUGACAUGACAAGCCACAACUCACCAGCUUACAACACCAGCAAAUCGAUGUUGAAAAAGCUAUUUGUCUGUGUUUCAAAACAUUGAUACAAUAUUUUGUUAAGGAAUAUAUCAGUGGAAAUUCAGUCACUGGCCCCUCAAAGUCACAAGUUAUAGGGUCACUUAUGAGGCACUACUUUCCCACUGUCUACCACUGUGUUGGCCUUGUCAACCUCAUAAUAUUAGUGAAUUCUAUAUUCACAUUUCCAACAAGAUUCUGACCUGUUCCUUAACAGAACUACCUUUCGCUCAUGAUCUUGACACAUCUUGUAAAUGUUUAACAUUACGAAAGAAAUGUAAUUUUUUUGUGUUCUAUCGCAAGGCAGUCGUAGUACGAUAAUCAGUAGCUAUGCAUCCUGGUGGGAACAGUCGUAACUUUCCAAAGAGGUAGGCCGGCCCAGGAAAGAAUGGCAGAGAUUAUCAGGAGGCCGUAAGUGGCGGCGGCCGCCAGCACUGACAGGUGGCGCUCAGUGAGAGUCGCCAAAUAUACCCAGGGCCCGUCACCAGUGGCAGCUGAGGAGCAAGCAGGGCGCCACCUUCUUCUAACUUAAUAUUGUUGUCAGUUAGGCUGGCACAGCUUCAGGUGUCGCAUACCGCCACGUGGUCAGACCAGCGUCAGCAAGUUAGUAGUGGUGUCCACAGUGUAGGGAGAGAGCACGGGGGUCCGCCACAGAGCGACUGUGGCUUCCGCCCGGUCUGCCACCGCUGCUGCCUCCGCCUGGGGCGGCCAGCGUCUGGCCUCGCAUGGCCGCGGUAAUGUUCCUACGCAAGGCAAUGCGUUACUACCGACUGUGGAUCUACACGUGCAAUGCCGUCCUGCUCGUGUCAGUGUUCGUUUUCAUGGGCGUUGCCUUAGGUGUUGCAUCACAUCCCUAUCUGUCACUAGUGCAAGCAAUUCCUGCCUACCACCCUACUUUACUAUAUGGUUAUGUGGCGCUACUGCUUCAGGCAGGAGUCUUGCAGGCACUAGGAUGUGUGGGAGCACUAAGACUCUCGCAAAGACUACUCAACAUCUACUGGCUUCUUCUGCUUUUCCUGCUGUUGGGGGAUGUUGUUGUGGGGCUGGUGUGGCUCUACCGUUUCUCCCACCUGACAGACGGUCUGCGACCUUACGCCCGGGCCACUCUGCUCAAGCACUACGGCAGAGACUCUGACAUAACCGAGGCGUGGGAUGCUCUCCAGAGAUCCGCUAAAUGUUGUGGCGUGGCGGGUCCUCGAGAUUACAACACCACCUGGUGGGACACCCGUCAGACACAUGGCUACAUCAAACUACCAGCGUCUUGCUGCAUCAAGAACGACAGCGAGGGAGCAAUGCCAAGCAGUCGCCAACUUAACUACCCCCAGGCGGACCAAGUGCCACGACACGUGGUUACCUACCAGCGCGGGAAACCCAACGUAGACAAUUCGAAACACCAUGUGCGUCCAGAAAACCAGGCAGGGCGAGCGUAUGAGCGUAACUUAACGUGUGGAGGUGGUGAUGACUACCAUGGCAAGGGCUGUGCUGCGCACCUCGAGAAGUGGUGCUUAAUUCAGCAGAAAACACUCAUGAUACUCGGAUUCUGUGUCAUAGCAUUUAUUAAGUUAUGUUUUGUAGGUAUUUUACGCUUUGAGAUACAAGAAAUGAUUCAGAAGAUAAAAGUAUUACAAGGAGAUAAUCCAUGUGUGCCGAAUCCCGAAAUUGCGGCGGCCUUAGGCUUGAUGUCACCGGAGAAACCAGCAGAGUGCGGCGGCCUCUUGAGUUCUGGAGGUGGCGAUGGUAACGGCACUGGCGGUGAAGAAGGCCAGGGAGGCGAUGGUCAAUGUGAUACGGAGUCUGCUGCUGCCACGCCCCUCACACAGCCUCGCCUUAACCAUCUCUCCAGCCACACUGAUGGUGCAGAAUCCGACACCAACUCCCACUGUGCGCUCAUCACGGAUACGCCCGUACGCCGACCACAGCCAGACAAGCGCAAGCCUAACGGCAAUAACAACGAUGUUACAGAACUGCACGAACUUCGACAUGUCCGUCAGACACAAAUAUGAUCAUGACCUGAAACCAGCCUGACUGUGAACAUAUCGUUUAAGGUCGUUACUGCAGCUUAGGUCAGCCCAAAGUGACCUAGGUGAGAACCAGACUCAGCUAGUGUAGAAUACUUGUU
This is a messenger RNA of Cherax quadricarinatus, 2612 nucleotides long. The record is from RefSeq and is a predicted model, not a curated record. Lineage: Eukaryota; Metazoa; Arthropoda; Malacostraca; Decapoda; Parastacidae.